UUGUAGCCUGUUUUUGAAGUGUUUAUUGCGUUUUUUGUAUGUAGUUUUGUAGAAGAAUCAUGGACAUCGAGAAUCCAGCUUUUACAGGCUUUUUUAAUGAAGGUCAGAAACGAAUAGAUCUCGUCAUAGUAAUAAAUGAGGUAGAUGCCAGUGAAAAAUUGCAUGAGAUUCGUAUGACAUUUUUAAUGAACAUUCUAAAAUUGGGCUUAGAACUUGAAGUAGAAAUAGGAAAGUUGACGGAACAUAAGAAUUUGCUAUUCGUUAAAGUGCACGCUCCGGACUCAAUAAUUAAAGAAUUCGGCCUACUCUUUAAUGAGCGCAGAUUCUUUAAAGAUAAUCAUAUUGACUUCGUUCACCCAUAUUUCAAUUUCAUUGGAAUGAACCAUGAGCGAGACCUAAUUAAAACAAUACGAAAUCAAUACCCUGGACCUGGUACCUACUCAACUUUGGAGAGGAGCAUGAUUGUAUAUAAAAUUCUUCUUCAGCUACCUUUUGGUCAACAUGAAAAUCAUUACGGAAUAGAUAAAUUAAUUAAUUCAAAUAUUGUAUUAGAUGCAUUUGCUUUACAUGAUGGGCCAUACUUUAUUACACCGAAACAGAAAGCGUCUGAAUAUAUUAACGCAAGACAAGUGCUUUUUUAUAAUUGGGUUGGCUUUAUCAAUAUAUGGAAGAUGCAACCGAUUCAUAUGAUAAAAGAGUAUUUUGGUGAAAGGGUUGCUUUCUACUUUAGUUACUACGAGUUUUUCAACAUCAUGCUAACAAUUAUAACGGUGGUCGGUGCAUGGAUGGCAUUCGAUCAGUAUUUUGCAACAGUUAAACCCGAUCCCUUUACGUAA
Messenger RNA from Vanessa tameamea, 836 nucleotides. RefSeq names its product anoctamin-5-like. Gene Ontology annotation, biological process: chloride transmembrane transport. Gene Ontology annotation, molecular function: chloride channel activity; protein dimerization activity. The record is from RefSeq and is a predicted model, not a curated record. Gene Ontology annotation, cellular component: plasma membrane. Bases 60 to 836 code for a protein of 258 amino acids. The transcript is spliced from 7 exons. Lineage: Eukaryota; Metazoa; Arthropoda; Insecta; Lepidoptera; Nymphalidae.